Messenger RNA from Punctularia strigosozonata HHB-11173 SS5, 708 nucleotides. RefSeq lists its product as uncharacterized. The transcript has 7 exons. NCBI's taxonomy places the organism in Eukaryota, Fungi, Basidiomycota, Agaricomycetes, Corticiales, Punctulariaceae. The record is from RefSeq and is a predicted model, not a curated record. Bases 1 to 708 code for a protein of 235 amino acids.
AUGAAGGCAUUUACUAUCGCCAUCCCUAUUGCUACGGCUGCGUCCUUGGUCUCGGCACACUACACGUUCCCGGACUUGAUAAUCUCUGGCUCUGUCUCAAGCGACUGGGAAUAUGUUCGUGAAACGGCGAACCAUUACAGCCAAGGCCCGGUGACCGACGUCACUAGUGAAGCCCUUCGCUGCUACGAGCUCGAUGACACAGUUGCAGACAACACGCAGACCGCGACCGUCUCUGCGGGAUCGACCGUUGGUUUCCAAGCGGACCAGGCGAUAUACCACCCCGGCUAUUUCUCCGUUUACAUGAGCCCUGCAUCGCCAUCUGCCAACUCCACCGCUGCUGGCACCGGAGCUACCUGGUUUAAGAUUUGGGAAGAUGCGCCGGUCUACGAAUCAGGAACGGGGCUCGUUUUCCCCUCCCAGACUGAGAUUUCCUUCACUUUUACAAUUCCGAAGAGCCUCCCCAGCGGCCAAUAUCUCAUUCGCGGCGAACAAAUCGCAUUGCAUUCCGCAAGCAGCUUUGGAGGCGCUCAGUUCUAUAUCGGCUGCGCCCAAGUCAACGUCGUCAAUGGCGGCAACGGCACGCCGAGCCCAACGGUCUCCAUUCCCGGUGUUUACACGGGCAACGAGCCUGGUAUCCUCAUUAAUAUUUAUAAUCUUCCCUCCGACUACACUUAUGUUUCGCCUGGACCGGCUGUAUGGAACCAGUGA